Messenger RNA from Trypanosoma cruzi, 548 nucleotides. Its product is annotated as serine/threonine protein kinase, putative. The record is from RefSeq and is a predicted model, not a curated record. Lineage: Eukaryota; Euglenozoa; Kinetoplastea; Trypanosomatida; Trypanosomatidae. The transcript has a single exon. The annotation marks the transcript as partial.
AGCGAUUGAGGCGAAGUUUAUUAGAUAAAAGAGCAACAAAAUUUUCUCGACAGUUGGUGGCGAGCGCGAGGGCAUCGCCAACUGUUCCUCAGCAGCCCCCUAUGUAUGCUUCAUAUGAAACAUUUGCGUUCAAGAGUCCCAAAAAGAACUCCCACAAGACUGACAGCGAAUAUGAUAACGGGAGAUGCAGUGAAGACAUGGAGAGCCGCCGCUUAUCCCUCCUUUCAGUGUAUUCCCCAAUGUUGUACACCGCCACCGUCUCGCCAAGGUCACCAAAGAAAACGGAAUUUUUAAAUAGUGACUCUGUGGUCCACGAAACAAAUAUACUCCCAGGCCUUUGCAAUACUUGUCGGACGGGCACGAAUAGCGAUUCAGUUGAGGAGCGCCCUAGUUCUCCCACAAUGGAGAGCUCUUCGCAUCUUGGAAACGGUGGCGCUGGUGCUAGCGUGCAGCACUACUUGGGCUUCACAUUUGACUCAAGAGCCGGCAACGCGUUUCUUCUGGGGAAUGCAUCCAACGGCGGUAGCAACGACAAGUGGUGUUUUUGA